GUAACUCCAGUGUGUUAAACUCGGCCCCCUUUCCAAAACGCCAGCCAACCUGUUGAGUGUCACUCUGCUGGGAGGGUGUUGGCGCACUGUGUGGAGAAAAGUCUCUGCUCGUCAGUCUUAUAUCCGUCUGUGUGCGCGAUUUCCUCGAUUUUUUUCUUGCGCUCAUCCGGAUUCAACGCGUCACAGGUAAAACAGCCUGCAGAGCUUCAAGAUGUCAAAGAUCUGCGCUUUGGUGUUGAUGACAAUUGUGUCCCUGGUGUUUGCAGAGGAAAAGAGCUCGGAAGAUGACCCAUUUACCUUCGACUACCACAGACUACGUGUUGGAGGCCUGAUUCUAGCUGCCGUCCUUUGUCUCAUCGGCAUCACCAUUCUGCUCAGUGGCCACUGCAGGUGCAAGUUCAACCAGAACAAGAGCAGAAGGACAGGAAGCAGUGCUCAGCAGAUGCUCAGCGACCAAGGUCGUGCCAGCGAGUGCUAGGAGCCAACCAGAGCUUGGCAACACAAUGACUUCCUGGAUCCGCAACCAAUAGAUAUAACAUGGAGGGGCGGGAGCUGGCUUUGUGACAUCCAAUAAGUGGCUUUUGUUUUAUAGAGCAACAGGAGGUAGUCUGCUGAGUACCUGCAACCAGGUGUGAUGCCUUCUGCGUGAACACCUGGGCUACUGAUCUGCUGAAUGCUCCUGUACACACACACACACACACACACACACACACACAUACACAUACACACACACACACACACACACACACACACACACACACACACACACACACACACACACACACACACAUUUGUGCACAAACAAAGUUUUGCUAUCCAGUGUCCCUUAUAUACAAACUGUCACUUUCACUUCAGUUGAUUCACAUUUCCCCAAUACUGAGAUGUGGAAAACUCUUCAACAUGAAAAAUCUCUUAUCCAAAAUGUCAUUGGGAGUGAUUGCUUUAUUUUUGGAGUGUAGUUGCAUUGACCAAUUUCAUUGACUGAACUGAAAGUGCCCUGACUCCAAUCAUGAUGCAGACCUGUUACCAAAAAGUACCUAAUGUAAGUGUCCACAUAAUUUGUCUCAGUGUCUCUCACCUUUUCCAUUGUCUGUACUGUAUCUAUAAGAUAAACAUUGAUGUAGAUAAUAGUUGCUUACUGUGACCAUCCUAACCCACUGUCAGUGCUUUUAAUGUCAGAUAUAGCCAUACACUGCUACCAGAUGGCAUUAUGAUAAUUAACGAUAAACUGUUGAUUUGUACGUUUAGCUUUACAAAACAUAGUGGAUUGCACUGGUCAGAGAUACAGAACGAGUCUGUUAAGUUUCUAUAAAAGAACCAACUGUGGGAAC
Myripristis murdjan (pinecone soldierfish) is the source of this 1331-nucleotide messenger RNA. It is a transcript of the gene fxyd3, whose product is annotated as FXYD domain containing ion transport regulator 3. Gene Ontology annotation, molecular function: sodium channel regulator activity. Bases 212 to 478 code for a protein of 88 amino acids. NCBI's taxonomy places the organism in Eukaryota, Metazoa, Chordata, Actinopteri, Holocentriformes, Holocentridae. The record is from RefSeq and is a predicted model, not a curated record. The transcript has 8 exons. Gene Ontology annotation, cellular component: membrane. Gene Ontology annotation, biological process: regulation of sodium ion transmembrane transporter activity.